Ilex paraguariensis (yerba mate) is the source of this 1819-nucleotide messenger RNA. The record is from the annotation of a GenBank genome assembly. NCBI's taxonomy places the organism in Eukaryota, Viridiplantae, Streptophyta, Magnoliopsida, Aquifoliales, Aquifoliaceae.
GAUUAUAAAAUUAAUAUAAUUAUUAAAUACGUAUAAUAAAUAGUUUAAACUAAUGUUUAAUACUCAAAACACACUAAAUAGAACUUUUUUUUGUGAGUCUUGAUACGAACACGACACGCUGGUCACACGAACACGACACGUUUGACACCUCUAUUUUAUAGUUUUUUUGUUAAAAUAAAAAAAUAUUAUAUAUAUGUAUAGAUUAUGCAUAAUAGUUCCCAAAAUAUGAAUUUUAAAUUUUUUUAUGUCGCUAAAAAUAUUUUAUGAAUAUAAUAAAUUUAAAAGUUAUGUGAGACCCACGACUGAACUCCAAAAAAUCAAAAAAAAAAAACCUCAUAAAAACAACUUCUUAAAUCAGUCUAAAUAAACUAUUUUAGGUCCAAAAAACUAUUGCCUAAACUUGGUCAAAAAAACCAAAGUUCAAACGGAUCUGAUUUGUUUUAUUCUAAAGGCUACAAAAUUAACCUAUUUCAACAAGCUCCAAACAAACUCAUAGUCCCUUCUACACAAAAAAAUAACCAUAACCUUUUGUCAGAAGAGCAAUGCUAUUAAAAUCUAAUUUGGACAUAAUUUAAUAUAAUCAUUAGAUUAGUUAUGAGUUAUAAUAUUAAAUGAAAUUCACUUUUAAUCCAACAGUUCAGUUAAGUAAGUUCUCAAAUUAGAUCCAAAUAAUAUUUUUCUUGCUAGAAACAAGUAAGCAAGUGGACUCCUUUAGUAAUUACCAAGUUCAUGUAAGAAAAUAAUCUACGUGGUUACAAAAAUGGAGUGUACUUUGUCCAUUUUCAAGUUUGUUAUUAUUAUUUUCUUUUUACUUUUUUGGUUCAACAAUCAAGGAUAAUUAAGUUAAUUUAAGCGCGCAUCUCGAAUAAUAUUUUUCCCAACCUGAUCAAAGUUAGGCCAUAAACCAAUUAAGUUAUAUUAAUUCUAGGGUCUCUCUCAUUAAAUGACGGAUUUAUCCUAGUAACUCACAAAUUUUACAAAAUCAAGGUAUAAUUAAACGAAAAUAAAGAUGGACCAUAGUCCAUAAAGCCCAUGUAGAUUGAGCCCGAAGGUAUCGCCGAUCGAAGUUAAACGAGAACAGUAGAAUAUAGGAGAACUCUUUCUUUUCGUCGUCUCUGCAUUAUUCUGGAGCUAAGUAUCUAAGAAGAUCCCAGAUUAUCCCACAUUUAUCUCUUUCCUGCUAUAUAUAGCUUGCUCAUCCCUAUCCUUUUCAUCAACAACAUCCAAAUCCAUCCAUGGCGCUAAUACCAAGCUUCUUCGGUGGCCGACGAAGCACCAUCUUCGACCCAUUUUCUCUAGACAUUUGGGACCCCUUCGAGGGUCUCUCUUCCUCUGGCACUCGCGACGUCUCUGCCUUGGCGAACAUUCGUGUGGACUGGAGAGAGACUCCGGAGGCUCACAUCAUUCAGGCUGAUCUUCCAGGACUCAGGAAAGAGGAAGUGAAGGUCGAGAUCGAAGAUGGGCGAGUUCUAAAAAUCAGUGGAGAGAAAGUGAGAGAAGAAGAAGAGAAGGCCGACACGUGGCACCGAGUUGAGAGGACCGUUGGCAAGUUUGUUCGACGGUUCAGGUUGCCGGAGAAUGCAAAGCUUGAUGAAGUUAAGGCUACCAUGGAGAAUGGUGUGCUUACUGUGAUCGUGCCAAAAGAACAAGAGAGGCAGCCUGAGACCAAGUCCAUUGAGGUCACUGGUUAAAAGUCUCUUUGGUCUCACUCACCUGUGAAAGUCUGUUAUAUCAACGUAACAACGUUAUUAGAUGUUUUAAGUUCUUCAAGGUCGAUGUUGAUAGGAAAUGCAGUGUAUAUAAAUGUUCAAGGGUUUUU